CUAGCAGGGCUUUAAUAGGAGGGGCUUGCAUUCUAGUCGUCCGGUUACCAGGUAUAUACCUGUCUGCUCAGUGGAAGGCCACAGUCACAUUUGUCUUUAUCAGGACUUAAAAAUAAUAGCCCUCCCUGCGUGAUGGAUCUAAACCACCCGACGUCUGGGAUGGAUCCAGUCUCUCCCUCCCUGCGGACACAGUCACCUGUCGGGACAGUCUGCCAGAAGACGCCAGAAGAGGCGAGCUCCCCAGCCUCCUCCUCAGAGAGCAGUGCCAAGGAGAUUUGCCAAGAUACAAGGCCCCGAGAUGAUCCGUUUGUUCCAACAGUCACAGCAAUCUCCUCCACCCCAGAUUUCCAGUGGAUGGUCCAGCCUACGAUCAUCACAUCUGUCUCUCCGUCUUCGUGUGGCAAGCAAGCCAAUGAACCGCAGAGCGCUCACCAGGCAACACCCAAAGCAGGCGGGAACAAGGGGAAAAAUGCCAGAAAGGGGAAAACAGAACAGCUGUCUCCAGAGGAGGAGGAGAAAAAGAGAGUAAGGAGGGAGAGGAAUAAAAUGGCUGCAGCGAAGUGUCGCAGCAGACGGAGGGAACUCACAGACACAUUGCAAGCUGAGACGGACACGCUGGAGGAGGAAAAGGCAGCCCUGGAGACGGAAAUCGCUAACCUCCUUAAGGAGAAAGAGCGGCUUGAAUUCAUCCUUGCCACGCAUCAGCCUGCGUGCCAAAUGUCAGAGGAGCUUGAGUCCAUCUUCCAGGAGUCCACAGGAUCCCCAGAGCUUCCGCCCAGUCCGAACGAGGACAGCCUUCCAGAGGAUGGCAUCCAAGAGGCUCCUUCACUCCAGGACAUGGACAUUCCCAGUGACCCUUCCACAGCCAUCUCUGGGAACUCCAACAUCUUACUGUGUGCCAGUGCUGAAAUCAACAUCAGUGAUCUGGAGCCCUCUCUGGACAUUAAGGAGGAGCUACUAGACAAUAUGUUACCCAGUUUGGAAGAGAGAACCCCCAUGGAGACGGCCCGAUCCGUGCCCGACAUCGAUCUGAGCAGCUCUCUCGGGGUGUCGGACUGGGAGACCCUAUACAAGUCUGUUUCCUGUGACCUGGAGCCUCUCAGCACUCCUGUGGUGACCUCCACACCCACCUGCAGCAGCUACCUUUCUGUCUUUACAUUUGCAUGUCCUGAGCUGGACUCUCUCACAGAGGGACUGGACAGCCUCAAAGGCGGCCUAAGCAAGGCUGAAUCUGUUGACAUCCUUAACUCGCCGACUCUUUUAGCCUUAUAAUGCACAGAGGGAAGCGAUCUGCCUGUUUUUUUUUCCUGUUUGCUGGUUCCUGACUCAGAAAUUAAAUCAACAAUAUAUGCCCAAAUAUGCUGUAACACUUCAAGAUGUAUGAAAUAUCUUGUUUAACUGAACGAGCAUAUAGUGAACAGAGAUGUAGCUAAAAGCAUGGCUUCCAUCUAAAGAGGGGCUGAUGUUUUGAUCUGAAAACGCAUGCAGAGAAACUCCAAAUGACUUUCAAAUCUCGUAUCUAUCUCUAUAUACAAAUGUAUGUUAUGGGUCUGUUCUAGAUCUAAAGUGUGUUGUAGAAUUGGAUGUUGCAGUAUGGUUUAGUGUUUUUGGUGUCAUAUAUGGAUUACUGUAAAUGUUAUUUACACUCAUUCAUGUUGCAUACCUUGAUGUCAUCAGCUGUGGUUUGACCUCAUCGUUAAAAUGUUGAAAGUUUUCCAUGAAAACAUCCCGUGCUAUCUAUCUUUAUCAAGAUGUAACUUAUGAUUUAUUUUUUUACCUCUCAGAUUUUGACUUAUUUGUUAAAAUGGAAAAGAAAAUAAGCAUUGAUUGCUUAUGGUGAAUAUAAUAAGGAUGAUGAUAAUAAAUCUGUGUCCACAGUG
Nothobranchius furzeri (turquoise killifish) is the source of this 1880-nucleotide messenger RNA. RefSeq names its product v-fos FBJ murine osteosarcoma viral oncogene homolog Aa (gene fosaa). Gene Ontology annotation, biological process: regulation of transcription by RNA polymerase II. Gene Ontology annotation, cellular component: nucleus. Gene Ontology annotation, molecular function: DNA-binding transcription factor activity, RNA polymerase II-specific; RNA polymerase II cis-regulatory region sequence-specific DNA binding. NCBI's taxonomy places the organism in Eukaryota, Metazoa, Chordata, Actinopteri, Cyprinodontiformes, Nothobranchiidae. The record is from RefSeq and is a predicted model, not a curated record.